Messenger RNA from Parasteatoda tepidariorum (common house spider), 7976 nucleotides. RefSeq names its product histone acetyltransferase 1 (gene Hel89B). Lineage: Eukaryota; Metazoa; Arthropoda; Arachnida; Araneae; Theridiidae. Gene Ontology annotation, molecular function: ATP binding; ATP hydrolysis activity; TBP-class protein binding. The record is from RefSeq and is a predicted model, not a curated record.
UUGGCAUUCAAAGCCAAGAUGGCUCAGAGUAUAAAUAUGAGCGACUGUGAUCUCACAUCCGGGACACUUGUGAUAUUAAAUAGAUACAUUUUUAAUAACUUUAUUAAAAAUACUUUUUUAUGUCGUGAUCAUGGAUAGAUACUUAAUCAGAACUAUUAUGUGCAUUAAAUUUCAGUUUGGUCGCUAAUAUAUUUUAUUACUGACCUGUAUAAAGCUUAACUAUUGUUAAUGUAUCAAUCACAAUUUAUUGGUAUUUUAAUAAUGAUCCUUCCAAUGAAUCACACAAAAACAAUUUUUUUAUUUAAAUAUUUUAAAUAAGAAAAAUAGCAAUACUACCAACAAAACGUUUUUUAAAGUGAAAUGUUUUUCGCUGAAUUUGCCUGUUUUUAUCAUGAAUUUCAGCUGUAUAUUACUUGAAAACAUUUAAAGUAUUUUGAUAAUAUAGUACUUUAAAUGGCUUCUAGGUUAGAUCGUUUAUUUCUUUUGUUGGACACAGGCUCAACACCAUUAACUCGGAAAGCUGCAGCUGUGCAGCUGGGUGAAGUUCAAAAGCUUCAUCCUCAUGAACUGCAUAAUUUAUUAGCCAAAGUGAAACGUUACAUCUACAAUUCAAAUUGGGAUACCCGUAUUGCUGCCGGUCAGGCAGUAGAAUCCAUCAUUAAAAAUGUGCCAGAAUGGGAGCCUGCAAACUAUUCCUAUGCUAAAAAUGAAAGCUUUAACAAGCCUCAAGAUUUGUCAUUUACUGGUCGAAUGUCUUUUGAAAAGUUUGAUGUUAAUAAAGUAAUGCAAAAUGGAAGCAACUUGUUAGCAUGUGACAGUGCGAAAAUAGAAGAGAAAGAAAUUGAUAUGAAUCUCCAAGAGAAUCUCGCCAGACAAAGGCAGAUGUUAAAUCAGCACUUGGGAUUAGAUGUUUUUGACGAUUUUGGUUCUAAUUAUUUGUCCAGUGAAGAUUUUGAAGUAAACCAUACUGCUAGCAGUGUAAAAAUAAAGCAAGAAAAAACUGACGCAACAGAAACCUUGAACAGUGAAACUUCCAAUCUUUCGCUUCAAACAAGUCAAAGUAUUGCUGAACCUGCAGCCAAAAAAAGAAAGAUUGAAAAUUGUUCAGAUGAAAAACAAGGGGAUGUCAUUAGUAGUGGAAAUUUAUGGGAAGAGUCUAACCACUGGCCAUUGGAAUCAUUCAGUGAUAAUCUAGUUCAGGAUUUAUUGAAUGCAUCUUGGGAAAUUCGUCAUGGGGCUGCAACAGCUUUACGUGAAAUUGUGAGAAUUCACGGAAAAGAUGCUGGAAAAAAACUAGGAAUAUCUCUCCAUGAAAGUAAAUAUUAUAACCAGUUAUGGCUGGAAGACUUGGCUCUUAGAUUAUGCUGUGUAUUAGCCUUAGACAAGUUCGGUGAUUUUGUCUCGGAUCAAGUUAUUGCACCUGUGAGAGAAACAUGUUCUCAAGUAUUAGGGAUAGUUACUAAUUUAUUAUCAGAAGAAAGAGUUAUAAAAGUCCUUCAGAUAUUAUUACAGUUAUUAAAGACACCUGCUUGGGAGGCUCGCCACGGGGGAUUACUUGGUUUAAAAUAUAUCCUUGCUGUUCGGAAGGACUUAAACUCAAAUUUGAUUCCAAUGGUGUUUGAUUCUGUUUGUAAUUGUCUCACUGAUAAUGUAGACGACGUCAGUGCGGUUGCGGCUUCUGCAUUAGUACCUGUGACGGAUGUGAUUGUUUCAGCAUUACCAGACAAGAUCACUUCUAUUUUGACCUCUCUGUGGGAUGCUCUUUUGGAUCUAGAUGAUUUAACAGUUUCUACGAGCUCCAUUCUUCAACUCUUAGCAUCUCUUUUAUCAUACUCUUCUGAAUUUUGCUCAAAUAGCUGCCUGAGACUAGAAGAGCUUGUUCCUCGUGUUUGGCCUUUUCUAAAUCACAGCUCAUCAAUUGUUCGAAAAUCAGUCCUUCAAGCGCUCAUCACCUUAACUUCGAUAAAUAAUAAUCAGACAAGUAUUCUAUGGUUUCCAGAAAUAUUACAACCUGCCUUAAGACUUUUGUUCCAAAGGAGCUUAGUGGAACCUCUCUCAGAAAUCCAUGUACUCUUGUUCCAAGUCUGGAAUAAUAUGAUUUCUCAUGCUCCUUUACUAUCUGUUGUAACAUCAUCUCUCCAAUUCUUAAGUCCCUGGUUGUCAAUAAUGAUGCAGCCUGCCAAUGUACCAUAUGAUCCUAGUACUAAUCCAGCCUGGCUGGCAAUGCCUCAUAAAUUAAAAGAAAAAACGUCAGGUCGUUCUCGGUUUUCAACUGGAGAAAAACCACCUCCUGAACAGUAUUAUAUUGGCGGCAAUAGUCCUGGAAAUGAAAACUCCAAGGAGCGAGAAUUAAACAUAAUCCAAGCCAAAAUAACUGCUGCAAAGUUUAUAGGUGUACUUGUUUCGUAUAUUAGAAAAGAUGUUCCAGGUGUCAAGUUUACACCUGAAAUUGAUACUCCUCUCAAUUCUUUUAUAAAAUUUUCUCUUUUCCAUUUGAAUUCCAAAUCUGCUCAACAAAGGCUGGCAAUUUCUUUAGUACUGAAUGAAUGGGCUAAAUGUGAUGAGGAGUUUGAUUUCCCGCCUUCUGUCAAGGAAAAAUGUCUAGAAUGUUUGAAUGAAACAGUAUAUUUUGAUGAAAUAGCAGUUGCUUUUACAAGGCUUCAACAAGAGUGUAAAGAUUUUAUAUCACUUUUAAAGCAUUAUUCCAUUCCUGUUGAUCCCACGUUUCUGACAGGAUCUGUAUUUACAUUUGAGCAAAUUCUCAGCUUUACGGCAUCUGUAGCUAGUUCUUUGUGUACAAUUAAGUUAAAAGCAAAAAUUCAAGAGACUGUUGAAGAAAGAAGAAGAAUAUUGGUGAAAAAUACAAACCAAACUAGCAGUGAUUUAUCUAAUUUAUCUAUCAUGGUGCAAUCCUCUAUUGCUGGGGCUCUGGUUUCCUUUAAAUACUUACCUGAAAAAUUAAAUCCUGUAAUCAGACCCCUGAUGGAUUCCAUUAAAAAAGAAGAAAAUGCAAUAUUACAACGAGCAUCUGCUAAACAUUUAGUGAACUUGAUGAAAUUGUGUUUUGAAAGAAGCAAUGCUCCAAAUGCUAAAAUCAUAAAGAAUUUGACAAGUUUCCUUUGCUAUGAUAUCAUUAAUUGGAACAUGAGCAAUGAAAUUGUUGCUUCUGGUGGAAAUGGUUCAGUCAAUGAAAAUCACAUACAACAAAAAACAUGUGAAAUAAUUUCUCUCUCUAAUAUGCAAAAGGCAGCAGAAAAAGUUGUACUUCGUCGAAGUAACUCAACAACAUCUAAGAAAGCGCUGUCUUUUUCUCCUGAUGAAAAUCCCAUUGAAAAUGAGUUGCAAAAGAGUAACGAACUCCAAGCUAGAGGUGCUACUAACGUUUUCACUCAUGCUGCAGAACAUUUUGGAGUGGAUUUGCAGAGCAGAUUGCCAAGAUUAUGGGAAUCUGUAUUUCAACCACUUAAUUCUUACAUUAAUCCUAAAGAAACAGGAUGUGAUAUGUUUAAUAAGGAAAUAAAUAUAAUCGAGUUGUUGUGUAGUUUACAAGUUCUAAGAGUCAUUUGUCCUUAUCUUCAUCCAAAACUCCAUUCUGAGUUAGAAAAUGUCUUGCCUUCUAUUUCCUGUUGUUUGGAAUAUCCUUUGCCCUUCGUACGUCACAAAGCUGCCUCUUGUUUGGGAACACUGGGUAAAGUAAUCACUUCAUCUACAAUGAACAUAGUUUUAGACAGCAUACUGGUUAAGUUGGGAGCGUCUGACAAUGAUGUACAGAGACAAGGUGCUAUUGAAGCUGUAUCUUGUAUCAUUGAAGAGUUGGGUCUCGAAAUUGUACCAUACAUUGUAUUCUUGAUUGUGCCUAUGUUGGGAAGAAUGAGCGACCAAAAUGAACAAGUGAGGCUGCUUGCAACUUAUUGCUUUGCCUCAUUGGUUAAACUUAUGCCUCUAGAAGGUGGUAUAAACACGUCUUCAACAUUGGAUGCUAAUCUGUUAGCUAAGAAAGAAAAAGAAAAAAAGUUUUUGGAUCAGCUGAUGAAUCCUAAAAAGGCCGAUCCAUAUACAAUUCCCAUUCCUGUGAAUGCUGAGCUACGAUCUUAUCAGCAGGAUGGAGUUAAUUGGUUGGCAUUUCUGAACAAAUAUAAGUUAAAUGGCAUAUUGUGUGAUGACAUGGGGUUGGGGAAAACACUACAAUCUAUCUGCAUACUUGCUGGUGAUCAUUACCUACGUCAGAAAACUUACAAGGAAACUAAGCAGGCCGAUUGCAAACCACUUCCUUCUUUGGUUGUUUGUCCUCCUACCUUAACAGGCCAUUGGAUUUAUGAAGUGGACAAAUUUGUCGAUACCUGUUAUUUGAAUCCACUACAUUACACUGGUCCCCCUGCAGAGCGAAUGAGGCUACGACCACAAGUUAAACACCACAAUUUAGUUGUGGCAUCCUACGACAUAGUGAGAAAUGAUAUUGAUUUCUUUGGUGCUAUUCAUUGGAACUAUUGUAUUCUUGAUGAAGGACAUAUAAUUAAGAAUGGAAAAACAAAAUUGGCAAGAGCAAUAAAGCAAUUAUCAGCAAAUCAUAGACUCAUUCUGUCUGGUACUCCCAUUCAAAAUAAUGUCCUAGAAUUAUGGUCUUUGUUUGACUUUCUCAUGCCUGGAUUCCUGGGCACAGAAAAACAAUUCACUGCUCGUUACAGCAAGCCUAUUUUGCAAAGCAGAGAUGCAAAAUCAUCCUCCAAGGAACAAGAAAAUGGAGUCUUAGCAAUGGAAUCAUUACACAGACAAGUCCUUCCAUUUGUUUUGAGAAGAAUGAAAGAAGAUGUAUUAAAAGAUCUUCCACCAAAAAUUAUACAGGAUUACUAUUGCGAAUUAAGUCCUCUACAAGUUCGCUUGUAUGAAGACUUUACCAAAAGUAGAGCCAAACAAUCAGUAGAAAAUGUCAUAAUGGAAGGAGACACGUCUUCUAACUCUGCUGGAACUUCACAUGUUUUUCAGGCUCUUCAAUACCUUAGAAAAGUGUGUAAUCAUCCUAAACUUGUCCUUUCAUCUAAUCAUCCAGAAUUUGAAGCUAUAACUGCUCAACUUCAAGAACAAAAUUCUGGUUUACAUGAUAUUAAUCAUGCAGCUAAAUUAUGUGCAUUAAGGCAGUUGCUUUUGGAUUGUGGGAUAGGAGUUUCUAAUAACACUAUUGAUUCUAGUGAACCGACUCCUGCUGUCAAUCAACACAGAGCUUUAAUUUUUUGCCAAUUGAAAGGCAUGUUAGAUAUCCUUGAAAAUGACUUGCUGAGGUCAUUAAUGCCAAGUGUUAGCUAUCUCAGGUUAGAUGGUAGUAUUCCAGCUGGAAUUCGUCAUUCUGUUGUUCAUAAAUUUAACAAUGAUCCAUCCAUUGAUGCCUUACUUCUUACUACACAAGUUGGUGGACUUGGCUUAAAUCUUACUGGUGCUGAUACUGUAAUUUUUGUAGAACAUGACUGGAAUCCUAUGAAAGACUUACAGGCCAUGGAUCGAGCUCACAGAAUUGGGCAAAAGAAAGUUGUCAAUGUGUAUAGGUUAAUUACCAGAGGAACAUUAGAAGAAAAGAUUAUGGGGCUUCAAAAGUUUAAGGUUUCUGUAGCUAAUUCUGUGAUAAACCAAGAAAACACAAAUCUUCAAAAUAUGGGUACCGACCAAUUGUUAGAUUUGUUUACUCUUGACAAUAAGGGUGAGAAAAUUGCAUCCUCCAACGCAAAUAAAGAUUCCAUUGAAACAAAAGGUAUUAAAUCUGUUCUGGACAAUUUACCUGAACUUUGGGAUACCUCACAGUAUGAAAGUGAAUAUGAUUUGUCCAAUUUUUUAAAAUCCUUAAAAUAAAAUUUAAAAAAAUAUGCACUCUGAAUCAACGGUCAUCUUGUUUAAGGAUUUGUGAAAACAUAUUUUAAUACCAUUUUAAAGUCUUGAUUUUGUUUUUUCAUUUGCUGCACAAAAAUGUCUUAACAUUAUUGUUUUUGUAAUCUAAAUUGUUAUUUGUUGAUUGUAUUUAGAAUGAGUGUUAAAACAUUUAUUGAGAUUAAUUUUGCAUUUUCAUUCUUGCCAAGUUUAACAGGUGUUUCUAAAUAUAGCAUUGUAUGAGACUUAAAACAGUCUAUGUAGGCUAUUCUGAAAACUGAUGUUAUGUUUUUGAAAAUAAUAAAAACUGAUUACAUAGUUCUUUUUUAAAAAAAGAACUAUGACUGUGCAUUUAUAUAACCACCUCACUAUUUAUUAGGGAUGUAACAAAUAUUCGGCCUUGUUGCUGAAUAUUCGAUUGGCUGAAUAUUCGGCAAAGUAGUUAGAAAAGUUUUUAUUGUUGAAUUUUUUUUUAAAAUUUAUUAUUAUAAAUUUUUUUUAGUUUGAGUAGAUGUAAUAAAGAGUAAUCUAAAAUUGUAUUUUAUGAUACAUUAUUAGAAAUAGUUUUUACACAUAUUUAAGUUCUAAAACUUAUAAAUUUGGUUCUGAAAGACAAAUGGAAAAGUGAAAUUUGAAGAAUUGAAGCUAGAUUACUAUAUACUGAACUUCGAGUUUUGUACUGCUGAUAUUUUUAAAAUUAUAUUCAAAAACAGAAAAAUUUUUUCGUUUUUUAGCACUUUUUGUUUUAAGAAUUUGGAAUGUUUUUUAUUUGUUUUGUUUUUGCUGUUUUCUGUUUUUGUUAUAGCUCAGCAUUUUAUUGCAGCAUUUCAAAUAGACUAAUUCUUUUAUUGUCACUUUUUUCUUGUACGGUAAGACAGAUAAUCGAUAGCACAGAAAACUGAUUUUCAGCAUAAAAGUUGUAUUUUGGGAACUAAAAACAAUUAUUUUCUAUUUUUCCUUCACUUUUUUAAUUAAUUUUGUUGAACUAAAAUUUUGUUUUAAGAAUAAAGGCGUUUUUUUCUCCAACUUUUUCUUUAAUUGCUGUUAGUCAGUUUAUUUAUCUUAAAUAUUUCUAAUGUGUAACCAUUAUAGUUUUUCCCCCUUAACCCCAUAUAAAUAAUAUAGGUAAGCUUUGAUUAUUUUUCUAUAAUGACUAACUUAUUUUUAAAUAAAAAAAUAAUAUUUGUAAUUUUUUUUAAUGUUGCUAUUCGGCUGCUGAAUAUUCGAUUUAUGAAAAUGUUUAUUUUUUUGGCAGAAUAUUUGGUAUUCAGCUAAAUCACUAUUCGUUACAUCCCUACUAUUUAUAAAAUUUCACUUUUAUACCUAGCAGCAGUAGUCAUCACUGUGUUACUUUAUUGCACUGCAGAUUGUUCUGUUGAAGAACAUUUUUCAUUUUAAAUUUCUAUAAAACGUGUACAUAUAAGGCAAGUGGAAAACAUUCAUGUUUCUAAUAUGUGAUUUUCACAUAAUGCUUUAAAUUUCAUUUAAAAAAAAUUUUAUGUGUGCAAAAUUUAAAUUACACACAGUCCCAUUGAUGCAACAAUUUCAGAGGCAGAUCUGGUGUUAUCAGACUUAAAAAUAAAAAUCUGAUCCGAAAAAUCCAAGUUGCUUGGCUUUGAUAUGCUUGAAAUGUCACAAUUAUAUUUACUUUGUUUUUUAUGUAGUAAAUUGCAAGCUUUUAUGUGUGCAAGAUUUUGAUUAAAAGCAAACCACAAGAUGCUGGAGUCAGGGUUAGCUUAGAGGCAAUUCUCCUUAAAAAUUAAUCUAUCAUUAAGUUAAAAAUAAAUCUGUGCUUGGAAACAUUUUCUUUUUGAUAUCCGUAAAAUCACAUAUCUCAACUUAUAUAAUUUUGAAAGAUGUUAAGUACUAGGACUACUAUUUCGAAGUUUGAAGUGAACUAAGUCUCAAUCUUUAAUAAAAGUAUAAAUGCUAAAAAAUUUUUAAAAAAUCAUAUGUAAAAAAGAAUAUAAUUUUUUUGAUGAAUAUUUUCAAGAUAAAUCUUUCAAUUAUGUGAUCCUCUUUCAAAAAGUAUUUUAUUUUAUAACUGCCUUACCUAUUUCUUGAAGCGUUAAAUGCAUUUGUUUCUUUUUAUACAUGUUAUCUAGUGCUAAAGAAAAAGAAAU